AUGUGGUAUGUUGUCAAUAAAGCUGUGGAUUCAUUGUUUGGUGUCGAAAACUGUCAAGAAAACCUCAGGUCCGGAAAGUAUGGGAUUGAAGUUGUUAUCAACUACCUGAAGAAUGCUUAUGCUGGUGGGGUGCUCACAAAAGACACUCCUGAAAACCUGACAUCCAAAAUUCGCAACAGCACCCCUGGUCCAGUCAAGAAACCUUUGAAUGCACCUAAAGCAAAUCUUGGUCCAUCAAAAUCAACCCCACAAAUCUUGAAAAAGUCUCCUCAAUCAACAAAACCCGACCCUGGCAUUCACAACACGAAUUCAAAAGGAACCACUGCCGUAUUUAACCAAUCUAGAAUCAAUGAUACCAAAAUCUUGUCAAAGUGUCCAAAUUCAACCAAGACGCAAGUGUGCGACAAAUGUUCGAUCUCAAGACACCACGAUGGCUCCCCCCAGGAUCUUCUCUUCAACUGUCACUGUGGAGCACCACCAAUUUUAUUUUUAAAAGGACAACAUCAAAGUGCUGAAGUUCAUUGGCAAUCAGAUGGCUAA
Molecule: messenger RNA, 540 nt
Organism: Puccinia graminis f. sp. tritici CRL 75-36-700-3
Lineage: Eukaryota; Fungi; Basidiomycota; Pucciniomycetes; Pucciniales; Pucciniaceae
Exons: 3
Coding region: 1-540 (179 amino acids)
Source: RefSeq, a predicted model, not a curated record